AUGUUGAAAUCAAAAACAGUAGCUAUUAUUGGUGCCGGCGCUUGUGGUUUAGUAUGUGCUAAAGUAUUAUUAGAUGAUGGUUUCAAUGUAAUACUUUUCGAACAACAAGAAGAAUUAGGUGGUAUUUGGUCUUCAAAAAUAGCAUAUGCAAAUUUACAUAGUCAACAACCAGGAGGAACAAUGGAAUUUUCUGAUCUAUUUGAUGGAGAAGAAUAUGCUUCUUGGCAACAUAUUCAUGAUUAUUUACAAAAAUAUGCUGAUCUAUUUCAUAUUACUGAACGAAUUCGAUUUCAAACUCGAGUUAUAUCAAUUUCUAAAAAUGAUUUAAAAAAUGAUAAAAUUCCUUGGAUUAUUCAAAUUGAAACAAUUAAUGGCAAACAAGAAACACAUGAAUUUGAUUUUGUUAUUGUAGCUACUGGACUCUUUUCAGAACCAUAUACACCAAUUUAUCGUGGUCAAAAUCAAUUUGUUGGUUCAAUUUUAUUUCCAUGUGAUAUUAAAUCACAUAAACAAUUAGUAAAUAAACGUGUAAUAAUAGUUGGUGCUGGUAAAUGUGCAACAGAUAUGGCAGUUUUAGCUGGUCACUAUGCUCGUUUAUGUUAUUUAGUUUUUCGAAAAGCUCAUUGGAUGCUUCCACGAAAAAUUAUCGGUGGUCUAGUACCAAUACGAAUAUUAUUUACUCGUGCAUUUUCUAUUCCAUUUAUUCCAGUUCCUAAUGCACCAUAUGGAAAUUUAUUUCGUUUUCUUCAUGAAAAAUUUCCAAAAAUAUUUACAAUAAUGUGUAAUAAUAUAUCAAAUGAUAUAAUAUCUAUUCAUGGUUCUGAUCUAUUUGAUGAUAAAAUAUUUAUUCCUCAACAUUCAUAUCGAAAUAUAGAAAAUAUUUCAGUUAUACCUAAUGAUUUUAUUCGACUUAAACAUGAAAAUCGUAUUAUUGGUAAAUUAGGAAUAAUUGAUGAAAUUAUUGAUGAAACAACAGUUCGUUUAGAUUCAGGAGAAAAAUUACAAGCUGAUAUGAUUAUAUCAGCAACAGGAUAUAUUCUACGAUUUCCAUUUUUUUCUAAAGAACAUAUUAAAAUGAUGGGUUUAACAACAUGUAAUGAAGAUAUUACACUUAAUCUUUAUCGUCGAAUUAUACCUGUUGGAAUACCUAAUAUAGCAUUUAUUGGUUUUAUAUCAUCUGUAGGUUAUUGGAUGAUUGCUGAAGUAACCAGUCAUUGGGUAUCAGAUUAUUUUCUUAAACGACUUAAAUUACCAAAUUCUGAAGAACAAAUGUAUGAAGAAAUUAAAACACAUAAUAUAUUUAUUAAAAAAUUAUUUAAUCGAAGUGAACAUGAUUAUAAAUAUUAUUGGAUAGCACCACUAGAUAUUUAUUUGAAUGAUAUGGGUUUAGCAUUACAUAGAACUAGUAAUUGGAUAUCAGAAUAUUUUGGAGUAUAUCGUCCUGAACGUCUUAAAGAUAUACAUGAUGAACGAAAAAUAAUUGCUGAAACAGGACAUAAACCUCGACGAUUUUAUUUUAGUUUUCAACUAAAUGUUAUUCUUAUUUUAAUUCUAAUAUUUAUUUAUUUAUUUUGUUUUUAA
This is a messenger RNA of Rotaria sp. Silwood1, 1581 nucleotides long. Lineage: Eukaryota; Metazoa; Rotifera; Eurotatoria; Philodinida; Philodinidae. The record is from the annotation of a GenBank genome assembly.